Molecule: messenger RNA, 588 nt
Organism: Neocloeon triangulifer
Lineage: Eukaryota; Metazoa; Arthropoda; Insecta; Ephemeroptera; Baetidae
Product: MICOS complex subunit Mic10-like
Exons: 4
Coding region: 44-298 (84 amino acids)
Cellular component (GO): mitochondrion; mitochondrial inner membrane; MICOS complex
Source: RefSeq, a predicted model, not a curated record
UUUUGAACGGAAAACAAACGAGUCUCGAAAAUCUUUCGGAAAGAUGGCACCUGUCACAAUGCCGACCCCAGAGCUGGAUUUCGGUAAAAGUGCCGAAAACUGCGUCACCGACGGCAUCAUCAAAUUCGGAGGAGGUCUGGCUCUGGGCUCAAUUUCCUCCCUGCUCUUUUUCAAACGUCGACGCUGGCCUGUCAUCCUUGGAGGAGGAUUUGGAAUUGGAAUUGCCUGGUCAAACUGUGCCAAAGACUUCAACAGUUUAACUGCUUCCAGUAGGCCCAAGGUUAGCGCAAAACAGUGAGUGAGAUGAGCAGCUCGGCUUCGACCCGACAGACUUUCCUCCCCCGGGUAGUGAAGCCUAGAAUAAAGUCUGCUUCAAGUUGUUAAUAGUUUGAUUAAUCUGAGGAUCACCUCUUCUUAUCAGUUUAAAACUGUUUUGGUAAAAUGCGUGAAAAAUCAAAUGCCCAUCCAUCUAUGCUAUUAAUUUUAUUUUUGACGCGGUCACGUCUCCUCCCCAGCUGUAAAAAUUCAUAUUAUUGUUCCUGUUAUUAAUAUGUAUUAAAAGGCACUUUAAAAUGAGGCAAAUAUUUA